CCUCAUCCAUCAUGAGUCCAUAUGUUCAUAUUCACAUUACUAUAUCAAUAAAAUGGCACCCAUCUUCAACAUCAUGGUUGCGGAAGUUGCGAGCCGGUGGUUGGAAAUUCCCAAGAAAUUCCACACCUCGUUGCAAGAAGUCGGAGGAUUCAUGCGGCUAGGAGACCUGAGGAAUCAGAAUCGAUCAACUUGGUUCAAGGCACUUUGAUCGAUAAGAUAUAUCUUCCUCCAAGCCUCCAAGCCUCCAAGCCUCCAAGCCUCAACAAUCCCUGUGUCUGCAAUUGACUAGUAGUGAUCACUGACUGUAGCACGGCGGUCCAUGGAAGGACAAGUUGAAGUAUGCGGCUCGGAAGUCGAAGAUCGCGGGAUAUACAUGUCAUUGCCACACGACGCACAGUCGUGUUACAACCUCAUCUGGCGCAUGAAUAAGAAUUUGGAACGAGAGCUCGAAAAAGUUGGUCCAAGAGGAAGGGAGGGUUACGACAAGGACCUUCAGAGAUGGAAAGCGGAAGCACAUGAUCUCGGCAACUGCAAACCUCGGACUCGAAAGCUUGCCUUUAUCGGUAGGACAGGAGCUGGCAAAAGCACAGCUAUCAAUGCCAUAUUGGGUGCUCCAGUGUUAUCAACGCGAGCAGACGGGUCAGCUUAUUCACUGAUACUUGCCUUAUUUAUUCUGACCCUUUUGGCACGCUGCGCGUCUAGCGCGUGCACGUCUGUUCAGACUGAAAUAAUCUACGAAGAUUUGCUCCCUUCAACUUGGAGAGCAAGCGUUAACUUCAUCGAAAAAGACGAGUGGAAAAAGACUCUGCAAAAUCUUCUAGAUGAUAUCACUGCUGUCUGUGAAGGUGGUGCUUUGAAGAUCGAACGUGACGAUUUCAGGCCUGCGUUGGAUGCAUGGGACAUCCUAAAAGAGGAAUGUUCUUUCUAUGUUACUGUGCGGGCUAUGCUAAUGUCGUUGUCGGUACAGGUUUAUCCUCACCUUCGUGCAUUAUCAUUCCCCCCGCCCCAUCAAGACGUAUAUGCACUCCUGCAACACGAACCCGUGGCGUCCAUGUUUGGUACCACCAUUCAGAUGACAGGCACAGGCUUUGAUAGCCUGGAAUUGCAGGAAAGUCAGCAAUGGAUAUUUCGAGAACAACCGUCGGAACAAUCUGUCUGGCAUCUGGUAGACAGUGUUCGCAUUUACGGAGCGUUUGAAGUGCUCGCAUCCGGUGCUGUCACACUCGUCGACGUCCCUGGUUUCGGGGAUGCCAAUAAAACAAGAACGAAGCGUACUAAAGAAUACCUCAAAAAUGUUGAGGUAGUAAUUUUAGUUGCAGACAUCAAGCGUGCGGCUGAUGACCAGGCCAUGCACAACUACUUCGAAAAAUUCUUGCAUCAAAUGAUCGCAAUAGACGGCCGCGUAGAAUCGCUGUUGAUCGUGCUAACCGGAGCGGACGUACGAAUCAACGAGGACCAGCUACAUCAUCUCUGUUCAAACCAACGCCAGAUAAUCCAGAAAAUGCGUCAGGAGAUCGUCCAUCUCAGCGAAAGCCUGGAUGAGCAAGAGAAACGAUUGGACAGGCUCUUUCUCAACUUCUACAUGGCUCCGAAUGAUGGUCCCGAGUUCGCGGGACUGUCGGAGCGCCUACGCUCGACCAGAGAGAUGAAGGACCAGACAACUAGUCAACUGCAAUUGGCAAAAGCUGCCAAAGACACAUACAUUGCACACCAACGAUCUGCUCGGGCACGAAGUGUCUUUCUGGAGCUCUAUCGUCAAGUGUACUGUAGUAUUAAGCAGGAUUCUGUCAGUCGACCCCCUUCGCUACCGAUUUUUUGCAUUGGAAGCAUGGACUACACCCAACUUUUACUGACGGAUAGACGAUACCGAGCUCCGGUGGUUUUUACUGAUCUCGAAGAUACUGGUAUUCCGCAAUUGUGUCGUCAUAUUCAUGAUUUUGGUUCCGAGAAAGCGAUCUCAGACAUCGAUGCCCACGCGCACAGGUCAACAUUACUGUGGGAAUCAAUUGAGAGCUACUUUCUUUCUUCACGGCGAGAUUCGAGGCUCACAGCCUAUGAGGAUGCAGCAAGAAACCUGGUGGAAGCUCUCAAGGAUACUGUCGACGAGAUACGCAAAACUUCAGGAGCAAAGAUCGACAACAACGUGAAUGAACUGGAACAAGCUCUUCGAAUUGAAGCCGAAAGGGCAGCUGAGCGCAGUCUGAACACCAUCAAGAUGCUCGGAGAGAAUCAUCAAUGGCGCAGCUACCGUUCUCUCAUGCGCCGAGAGGGUGAAUGGCGAUCGACAGAUCUUAACGAGGACCUCGUCCACGGAAUGUUAGAAGGCAAUGCAUCAAGUAUGUGGCACAAGUUAUUCAACGAUUUCAUAAGAACAGAGCUCCAUUCGCUCGUCGUGGAUAUCUCGAAUAUUUGCAACGACACAAUUCGAUCUAUCAAGAACCGAGCCCAACGAACGACAGCAAUUGCACCACACAUCGACAAUGCAUGUAACUUUAUACAUCCAUUUGAUACCAUCUAUCCUGCGCGAGACCAGUACUUGGAGUUUUGCGGUUCGUUCAAGGGACUUCUCCGCGCUGCGCUGGAGGAGCACUAUCACAUCGUUGGAAGGGAAUCUGGCAUAGGAAUGUUUCAACGAAUGAAGGCCCAGGAUCUGAAUGAGGAACAAUUUAGUCCAAUGAAGGCCCGAGAAUUAUAUACUGGACUCGUCGAUCGAGUCAUGACGGCCGUCCGAAUGGCAAGGAAUAAGGGGGAAACAGCACUCGAUGAAGCACUCGCCCGUUUGUACGCAAUCAUCGACCGUUCUCUUGUCUGUGUGCAGGGAGAUGAUCAAGUAUGCAAGGUUACACGGAGGAAUAUGCAGAAAUUCCUCGACGAACAAUAUAGUACCCCACUGGGAGAAGUGGCGAUGAUCAUGGACAGGUAUAAAGAACGCAACGCAGCACCAAGAUAG
This is a messenger RNA of Suillus subalutaceus, 2950 nucleotides long. RefSeq lists its product as uncharacterized. NCBI's taxonomy places the organism in Eukaryota, Fungi, Basidiomycota, Agaricomycetes, Boletales, Suillaceae. The record is from RefSeq and is a predicted model, not a curated record. The transcript is spliced from 26 exons. The coding region runs from base 320 to 2950 and encodes 876 amino acids.